Messenger RNA from Lasiodiplodia theobromae, 1161 nucleotides. RefSeq names its product Glutathione-independent formaldehyde dehydrogenase. The record is from RefSeq and is a predicted model, not a curated record. NCBI's taxonomy places the organism in Eukaryota, Fungi, Ascomycota, Dothideomycetes, Botryosphaeriales, Botryosphaeriaceae. Bases 1 to 1161 code for a protein of 386 amino acids. Gene Ontology annotation, molecular function: oxidoreductase activity; zinc ion binding. The transcript is spliced from 4 exons.
AUGGCGCAGACGAUGAAAGCAGUCCACUACGAAGGCCCGUUCAAGGUCUCGGUCAAGGAUGUUCCCCUCCCGAAAAUCGAGCACCCGGACGAUGUCAUCAUCAAGGUCACCACCGCGGCCAUCUGCGGUUCAGACCUCCACAUGUACCAGGGCCGCACGGCCGCCGAGGCCGGGUUGGUCUUCGGGCACGAGAACAUGGGUAUAGUCACCGAAACCGGGCCCGGCGUAACCCUGCUCUCGGCAGGCGACCGGAUCGUCCUCCCCUUCAACGUCGCCGACGGGCGCUGCCGCAACUGCGAAGAGGGCCGCACGGCCUUCUGCACGGGCGUCAACGCGGGCUUCGCGGGCGGGGCGUACGGCUACGUCGCCAUGGGGCCCUACCAAGGCGGGCAAGCGCAGUACCUGCGCGUCCCCUACGCCGACUUCAACGCGCUCAAGUUGCCUGCUGGCACCGAGCACGAAGCCGACUUCGCGCUGCUGGCCGACAUCUUCCCGACGGGGUGGCACGGGCUGGUGCUAGCGGGCUUCAAGGCUGGCGAGACGGUGGCCGUGUUUGGUGCUGGCCCUGUCGGGUUGAUGGCGGCGUACAGCGGGGUGCUGCGCGGGGCGAGCAGGGUGUUCGUGGUGGACCAGGUCGCUGAGAGGUUGCAAGCGGCGGAGAGGAUUGGGUGCGUGCCCGUUAAUUUCCGCGACGGCGACCCGGUGGAGCAGAUCAUCAGGGCGAAUGGAGGCGAGAUGGUCGAUCGCGCGGUGGAUGCCGUGGGUUAUCAGGCCGUUGACGCGUCUGGGAGCACGGAGAAGCCGAACAUCGUGCUCGAUCAGCUCAUCCGCGUCACGAGGCCGACGGGCGGGCUGGGCAUUCCGGGUUUGUACGUGCCCGCGGAUCCUGGGGCGCCGGAUGAGCAGAGCGGGAAGGGCCAGAUUCUGAUCUCGUUUGGGAAGCUGUUUGAGAAGGGCUUGUCUCUCGGAACCGGCCAGUGCAACGUCAAAGCGUACAACAGAUACCUCCGCGAUCUGAUCAUCUCCGGCAGGGCCAAACCUUCUUUCGUCGUCUCUCAUGAGGUUUCGAUUGAUGAGGCGUCUGAUGCGUAUGAGAAGUUUGACAAGCGAAUCAACGGGUAUACCAAGGUGCUGAUUCAUCCCAAUGGGCCUCUUUCGUAA